Phanerochaete carnosa HHB-10118-sp is the source of this 1515-nucleotide messenger RNA. RefSeq lists its product as uncharacterized. Lineage: Eukaryota; Fungi; Basidiomycota; Agaricomycetes; Polyporales; Phanerochaetaceae. Gene Ontology annotation, biological process: NAD+ metabolic process; quinolinate biosynthetic process; L-tryptophan catabolic process. Gene Ontology annotation, cellular component: mitochondrial outer membrane. Gene Ontology annotation, molecular function: NAD(P)H oxidase H2O2-forming activity; kynurenine 3-monooxygenase activity; FAD binding. The record is from RefSeq and is a predicted model, not a curated record. The transcript is spliced from 7 exons. Bases 1 to 1515 code for a protein of 504 amino acids.
AUGUCCAGGGAAGCUUCGCCGCGAAAGGCGGUCAUAGUUGGUGCAGGUCCCGUGGGAUGCCUUUCUGCUAUUGCUUUGGCCAAACAGGGCUGGUUAGUGGAAAUUUACGAAGGCCUCAUAGAUCUUCGGCUUCCUUCUUCAAAGUCAGCGGCACAGCAGCGGUCAAUUAAUCUCGCUAUCUCAUCCCGCGGAAUCUCGGCGCUGCAGGCCAUCGAGCCUGCAGCUUCCAGUCGUUUCUUGAAUGCGGCCAUCCCCAUGCGGGGUAGAAUGAUACACGACCUACAAGGGAGGCAGAACAGUCAGCCUUACGAUAGGAAUGGACAGUGUAUCAACUCCAUCGACCGUGCGCUUCUAAAUGAAGAUCUCCUCGAAGAGGCAGCUUGCGUGCCGAAUAUUAAAGUUUUCUUCAAGUGCAAGGUCCUGUCUAUAGACUUUGACGCUAAGAACAUAACGGCAAAAAACGAAGCAGGAGGGGAAGUUAAAGUGCCAUUUGACCUGUGUAUAGGCGCAGAUGGAAGCUAUUCCAUUGUCAGGCGACAGCUGAUGAGAGUUGUUCGGAUGGACUAUCAGCAGACUUACAUUCCGCACGAAUACCUAGAGCUGAGAAUGCCCACUGGUCCGCCAAGCGAUAUGGACGGCGAACCGACUUUCUUGCUGGACCCGCAUCACCUUCACAUAUGGCCGCGCCAUUCGUUCAUGCUCAUAGCGCUACCUAAUAAGGACAAAACGUUCACUUGUACCCUUUUCGCUCCGACGAGCGAGUUCGAGCGGCUGAGCACACGAGAAAAGACCCUGGAAUGGUUUAGGACACACUUCUCCGACGCCCUACCGCUCAUUGGCGAGGAAGUCCUUUUGCGAGAUUUCGAGAAAAAUCCUCGAAGCGCACUAAUAACGGUAAAGGCGCGGCCGUAUCACUACAAGGACUGUGGCAUCAUAAUCGGGGAUGCCGCUCACUCUAUGGUACCCUUCUAUGGUCAAGGUCUUAACUGCGGCUUGGAGGAUGUCAGAGUGCUGGACCUUCUCCUGCGAAAGUACAAGGUCGACCCGGCGUACCAUCCCGAGUCAGGUCAAGAGGACGCAAGGCUUGCACGAGCACUGCACGUGUACUCAGAAACCAGAUACGAGGAUCUCAUAACCAUAUCCGACCUCGCGAUGGACAAUUAUACGGAGAUGAGGCACUCGGUCACUACGCCGGGCUAUCUCUUCUGCAAGUCCCUCGACAACAUACUCUACUUCUUGACGGCCCCAAGCCAGUCGAUAGUCACUCCCGAAGAUCUCAGCGCUCGAGCCUCCGUAAAUCAAGACCCCUUUCCCACGAAGCGGCCGUCUGGAUGGCUCCCGCUUUACACCAUGGUCUCCUUCCGCCCCGACCUCAGCUACGCCACGGUUCGACGCAAGUCCCGCAAGCAGUCAGAAAUUUUGACCUACGUGAGCUGGGCUGUGGCGGUGGGAACUAUCGGUAUCACAUGUGUCAAUUUGUGGCGGCGGUUCCGAGCCUCCCCCAGCACAGCCUAA